This is a messenger RNA of Aspergillus pseudotamarii, 732 nucleotides long. RefSeq names its product SDR family oxidoreductase. The record is from RefSeq and is a predicted model, not a curated record. The coding region runs from base 1 to 732 and encodes 243 amino acids. Lineage: Eukaryota; Fungi; Ascomycota; Eurotiomycetes; Eurotiales; Aspergillaceae. The transcript is spliced from 4 exons.
AUGGGCCAGGUUAUUCUUAUUACAGGAGCAAAUCGAGGCCUUACGGCACACUACCUUAGGGGGACGGACACCAGUGUCAUUGCAGCCAUCCGAGAUGUCUCAGCUGAGAACACAAAAGAACUACGUUCUUUGCAAAAGGGCCCUGGCUCCCAGUUGAUUCCCGUGUCGCUCAGCCUCGACGUCCCAUCGAGCGCCACCGACGCAAUUGCCGAAAUACAAACGCAGCAUCACAUUGAACACAUUGACAUUGUCCUUUCCAAUGCAGGAAUUUGCAACCACUGGGGCCCUGUGGCGGACAUGACUGACGCGGACAUGCUUUCCCACUUAGAAGUGAAUGCCCUUGGACCACUGAGACUGUUCAGGGCCACAGCGCCAUUGUUACAGAACGCCAGUCAGCCCAAGUUUGUCUACACCUCUACUUUAUUGGCAAGCCUUGAUGGGAUCGAACGCCUUCCAUCCUUGGCCACGGCUUAUGGAAUGUCCAAGGUAGCGGGUAAUUACCUGGUCAGAAAGAUUGAUGCAGAGCACAAGAACCUGAUCGCUUUAUGCGUCGACCCUGGACUUGUCCAAACAGACAUGGGUAGUCGUAAUGCACAAUCCAUUGGAUUAGAAAAGGCUCCAUUGGCCGUUCAGGAGAGCGUCCAAGGAAUUAUCAAGCAGAUCAAUGAGGCACAAAAGUCAACUACAUCUGGUCAAUUUGUUAACUACCUCGGCGAGAGGGUACCCUGGUAG